Malus domestica (apple) is the source of this 693-nucleotide messenger RNA. The record is from RefSeq and is a predicted model, not a curated record. Lineage: Eukaryota; Viridiplantae; Streptophyta; Magnoliopsida; Rosales; Rosaceae.
AUGGCACAGUCUCAAGGUAUAAAGCAAGGUUGGUGGCACAAGGUUUUUCCUAGAAGCAAGGUGUUGAUUAUUUUGAAACCUUUAGUCCAGUGGUUCCAAGAGCUUGGAACUUUAAGUUCACAAGCUAUCUACCUGCAAUGGGUUUUAAACCUUCAACAUCAGACUCCAGUUUAUUUGUCAAACAGUGUGUUCAAGCUCAAAGAUAUUGGCAGAUUGACAUAUUUUCUUAGCUUGCAGAUCAAUUACAAGUCCAAUGGAGAUAUUUGUGUUAAUCAGUCUAAGUAUGUCAAAGAUCUUCUUCACAAAGCUGGUAUGGACUCUUGUAAAUCAGCAUCAACACCAUGUAAACCUUAUAAUUCUUUGCUCCUCACUGAAGGAGAGCCAUUAUCAGAUCCCAGUUUAUAUAGAACUAUUGUUGGUUCAUUGCAAUAUCUCACCUUCACAAGGCCAGAUAUUGCAUAUGCAAUCAACACUGUCUGUCAGUUUAUGGCUAAACCAACUGAGGUUCAUUUUGGGGCAGUUAAAAGGAUAUUAAGGUUUUUAAAAGGAACUAUGCAGCAUGGUAUCACAUUCUCAGCUAAUACAGAAGUAAGGAUUAACGCAUUUAGUGAUGCAGAUUGGGAUGCAGACUUGAAUACCAGAAGGUCUAUCACUGGAUAUGUUAUAUAUAUUGACUGCAAUCCAGUUUCUUAG